AAUUCAACAAGACCAAACGACCAUCAUUUACCGAAGUAGUAUUGCAUCUGCUAUCAACGCUGCUUGCGACACAUCUCCCAGAGUGUUUGUUGCAUAGCAAUGGACUUGGAUGAAACCGACUCACUGUCUCAGCUCUCUGACCAAUUUCCUGGUUAUGAAAAGUUCACCUCACAUAUCACGAGUGUCACAUCAACCUUCGUCCUCCCAUUCUUGUACAUUACCGACCGCCGCAAUCCACGCAUCACAGCCUCACUGCUCAAUCAGAUUUUCCGCAACAGCGGAGACUGUUCUCCUACACAUUUUGCGCACAUAAAUGCGACUGCUUGCUUUACAGCACGGUUGUUGUAUGAUACCGUACUCAACACACUCGCAAGAUGGGAAGUGGCCUGGGAGAAUGGGUGUCAAAAUUGGCCUGGUGAGGAUGGGAAAAGAUACAACGACAGUAUUGAUAGCUUUUUACAUGGACUCCGGAAUCUACGCAAUAAAUCCUGGGAAGGAAAGGCUAAAGGAAAUGGUAGAACUGUAGAUGAGGAACCGAACAUGGUGCUCCUCAUCGAGAGGGCUGAAAGGCUGAAGGACAACCUCCCGGACCUUAUCGUUCCUCUCACACGUCUCGCAGAAUUGUCACAGGUGAAGAUAACGACCAUCUUUCUAUCCUCUGUGCGAUGGGAGGAUAUCAAGCCACCUCUCGGCGCAUCCCCAGAUCCCUACUUCAUCGAUAUUGGCCCUCCAAGCAAACAAGAUACAAUUGACAGCCUUCUUUUUGAAUUCCGUUCUACGUCUACAACACAGCCAAGUGCAGGCACACAAGAUAGGACAUACCAUCCAUCACUGCUGCCAUUGUAUGAACAAUAUGUGGAACACGUCUACAAUGUUUGCUCUCUCUACACAACCGAUAUCCAAGAACUGCAGUAUAUUGCCGCUGCACGAUGGCCUGGGUUUGUUAAGCCUGUGCUACGGGAGCAAAGCGAAGUUAAUGGGGACGGGGACCCAGAUCCAGACGGAACACGUAAUGAGCUGACACUCCCGGCUUCCGACGGCCGCAUGAGACUGCUCAAGUUCUUCACCCCUUCUCUGACGGCGGCACUCGAUGUACUGUAUCCACGCUUGACCAAUGCUGCGGACUGGGCGUUAGCCAACGACCCUGACAUGCAAGCGUCAGAGGAGGCACAAUGUCAAAUAAACAUGGAAGGGAGCAUCAUUGUCGACCACCUACCGCGGAUGUCCAAGUUCAUCUUACUCGCAGCGUUCCUGGCUUCGACGAAUCCUGCCAAGAGUGACGUGCGAAUGUUUGGUCGUGGAGCAGAUAAACAGAAAAGGCGACGUCGGAAAUCUGCCCCGCCAAAAAAGGUUGGAGCGCAGACAACUGUUGCAAAGAUUACACAAAGACUACUUGGCCCUGUAGUAUUUCCACUGGAUAGACUUCUCGCAAUUCUUGGUGCUCUCCUAGAGGAGAAUGAUGUCGAGAACCGGCCUCACGAACCUUGCUUUGAACUUCCAGGGGAGCACACCGACAUGGAAUUGGGGCGAGUGCAUAUUUACGCUGCCAUUACUGAGCUUACGUCUAUGCGUGCUCUACAUCGCACGACUGCUGUCGAGAAACUAGAGGGACCGCCUAUGUAUAAAUGUGGGAUUUCAUUUGGGGUGGCCGGGGCACUUGCCAAGGACUUGCAAUUCGUCUCUGAAUCUGCGGCAUUCCCUUUACAACUGCUCGACUCAAACUUGAAGCCGCUCAAGAACUCUGCCGACCUCAGGCUUGGGAGUGAGACCCGGGAUUCCAUCGAUGAUAGUGCGGAUUUUUACGACCCGAACCUCGACCCUUCACAUGGCCCAGAAUUUGACGACGAGUCACCCUAUCCAGAAGUUCGGUCCGCUGUCGCAAACACAGAUGAUCCGUCCAUACAUGUGACAACGCUUCGUACAUGGGUUUUAGGCUUGGCCUGGGCAAUUAUUAUGCCUGGUGUCAAUCAGUUUUUCUCCCUCCGCUAUCCCAGCGUGCCCAUCACUGGCAUAGUCGCUCAGCUACUCUCGUUUCCAAUAGGCCGCUUUUGUGCUGCUUAUAUUCCUCGGAAAAAAAUCUUGGGGAUUUCACUAAAUCCUGGUCCCUUCACUAUCAAGGAGCAUGUGCUGAUAACAAUCAUGGCUUCGGUAGGCGCAACAUCUGCUUACGCAACAGAUAUUAUCGCUGUGCAAAGAUUUUUCUAUAACCAGAAAUUCGAUUUCGGUUAUCAGUGGUUUUUGGUAAUGUCAUCACAACUCAUUGGCUUCUCCACCGGGGGAAUCACACGACGGUUUCUUGUGUCGCCUCCAAGCAUGAUCUGGCCUAUGACUCUCGUCAGCUGCGCACUCUUCAAUACUCUUCACUCCGAGCAGUAUGCGGGCAUUGGGCGAUUAGGCGGCUUAAGCCGAGGACGCUUCUUCGUCUAUGUUUUCACAAGCGCAUUCUUGUGGUACUUUAUCCCUGGUUACCUAUUCCUGGCCCUUUCGUGGUUCUCUUGGGUUGCAUGGAUUUGGCCUCACAAUCCUGUCGUUUCACAGCUCUUUGGCUACGUCCACGGUAUGGGAAUGUCCGUGAUAACAUUUGACUGGGCCCAAAUUGCAUACAAUGGAUCACCACUAGCCAUGCCUUGGUGGGCAACGGCGAACGUUAUCGUUGGCUUUGUAAUUUUCUAUUGGAUAGUAACACCUAUAUUAUACUUUCAAAAUACCUGGUAUUCUCUUUACAUGCCUAUUUCGUCAAGGACCUCCUUCGACAACACACAGAACACAUACAACGUUACCCGGAUAUUAACUUCAGAAGGCACUUUCAACGCGACAGCGUACAAGGAGUACAGUCCAAUAUUUAUUCCAACAGCAUUCGUGAUGUCUUAUGGUCUCUCGUUUGCCUCCAUCACUGCAACUAUCGUUCAUUGCUUUAUCCAUUUUCGGAAGCAAAUUUGGUAUCAAGCGCGACGGUCACUCAGGGAACAGGCAGACAUUCAUGCUCGUCUUAUGAGUCGAUACCCACAAGUUCCUGAUUGGUGGUACUUAUCCCUGUUCACUCUCAUGUUUGCAUUGGGUGUCGUCAGCAUCGAGAUUUGGCCUACAGAGAUGCCGGUUUGGGCUUUUGUCGUAGCGCUCUUGAUCGCAUUGACCUAUGUGAUUCCAUGCGGUAUGAUACAGGCAAUCACCAAUCAACAAAUUGGGUUGAACGUGAUCACAGAGCUGAUCAUUGGAUAUUCGCUACCUGGAAAACCAGUAGCAAUGAUGCUGUUUAAGACCUUCGGCUAUAUUUCUAUGUCUCAAGCCUUGACAUUUACGUCCGACUUCAAACUUGGUCAUUACAUGAAGAUUCCUCCUCGAAAAAUGUUCUGGUGUCAGAUUGUGGCUGCGGUAGUCGCUGGAACCGCGCAACUGGGUGUUCAAUCGUGGAUGUUCUCUAACAUACCAGACAUAUGUAGUGCCACUCAAAAAGACGGUUUCACCUGUCCUAACGUGGAGGUAUUUGGCACUGCAUCCAUCAUAUGGGAACGUUUGUUUAGUUCUGGGCAAUUAUAUCAUAGCAACGUUACAAACACACUUCUAGCCGUGUUGGUGUUCUUCAUUAUCGGUGCAGUGAGCCCUGUCGUGGGUUGGCUGGCGAUGAAGCGGUAUCCAAAUGGUUUCAUACGAUACGUGAACCCGCUUAUAUUUAACGGUACCUACAAGAUUCCCCCCGCUUCUGCGCUCAAUUAUGUACCGGGGGCGCUUGUAGGUUUCAUCUUCCAGUAUGUAAUACGAAGGCGCAAUUUUGCAUGGUGGACGAAAUACAAUUAUGUCUUGUCGGCAGCCCUGGAUGCUGGGCUAGCUCUUUCUGUAAUCUUCAUAUUUUUCGUAUUGCAAUAUCCGGCAAAUGGGUCGGUAAGUAAAAGGUUGCCACACUUACUGACAAGCGUUCAUACAAUUCUACUAGAUUGGGGAGAGCUUGCAACACUGGUGGGGCAACACGGUAGGCUCUCCAUUGAACUACCAGCUCAAACGACUAAUGCGUUUACCAUCAAGGUAUAUUAUGAAACUGCUGAUGGUAUGGGCACUCCAGUUCGCCAGCUACACGGCUCAGAGACAUUCGGAUGCGUCAAUGUAGAUCGUCUGCGGCAAGCGACCGGAAUUCGAGCACAUCUAGUCGGUCUUCACUUUGCAAACCGCCGCAGAAUCAUUGGGCGUGCCACCGAGGCGGUUUCCAACCUUGACUUUCUGCCCAGCUUUGAGGGUGAACUCGAACGUCUUUGGGGCCUCGAAAACCAACACGAUGGUGCUUCCCAAGCAGAAUCCGCCCAUCUCUUCACCGGCGGUCAACGGUUGACCGUUGAGGAUAGGAGACGCCGCUGA
This is a messenger RNA of Suillus discolor, 4347 nucleotides long. RefSeq names its product OPT oligopeptide transporter protein-domain-containing protein. The transcript has 38 exons. Lineage: Eukaryota; Fungi; Basidiomycota; Agaricomycetes; Boletales; Suillaceae. The record is from RefSeq and is a predicted model, not a curated record. Gene Ontology annotation, molecular function: oligopeptide transmembrane transporter activity. Gene Ontology annotation, biological process: transmembrane transport. The coding region runs from base 100 to 4347 and encodes 1415 amino acids.